AUGUUGUUUCCUGAACUCCAGAAUGUAAAAAAGCUUUUGGAAACGCCAGUAGACGAAUCGUCGAACCAAAUCACAAUGAAUCUGGAAGACGACCCUGCGUAUGUUUUUUCGCGUCCUUUUACCUCCAGCUACAAUUUGAUCCUCAAGACCAACACGCUCCUCUCCCAAAUCGGCGAAGAAAUCGCCGCCAUCCAUCACGCCGUCUCUUCCCUCUAUGCCACCAAAUUCCCCGAACUCGUCGAACUCAUCUCAAAUCCACUCGACUAUCUUCGCGUGGUGGCGUUAAUUCAAAAUGAGACCGAUUUGACGAAACUCCCGCUCGAUACAAUUCUUCCUCCUUCUCAAGUUAUGCUCGUCAGCAUCGCUUCCUCUACCACCACCGGCUCUCCUCUUUCCCCUUCUGCGCUUUCUGAGCUUCGCUCGCUCACCUCCGAAGCAAUUCAGCUCGAUGCGGACCGCGGCCUUUUUCUUCGCUUCAUCGAGUCCCGCAUGCUCCGCAUGGCCCCCAACUGCUCCGCCCUCGUCGGCACGCACCUGGCUGCGCGGCUAGUGGCCCAAGCAGGCGGACUUCGCGCCUUGGCGAGCAUGCCAGCGUGCAACGUGAUGCUGAUUGGCCAGCAAAAGCAGACCUUCGAGGGCACGGGGCUCGCGCUGCCGCGGCACAGCGGCAUUCUCUAUCAGAGCGACUUGGUGCAGAGCGCGCCGGCCGCGUUGCGCCAGAAAACCGCGCGGAUAGUCGCGAAUAAACUGACGCUGGCGGCGCGAAUCGACGCGCAGAACGCGCAGAACGGCGAGAACGGCGCGGAAUACCGCCGAACCAUCCAAGAAAAAGUGGCGAAAUGGCAGGAGCCGACGCCGGGGAUGCGCGAGAAGGCGCUGCCAGUCCCGCGGGACGAGCCGAAGAAGCGGCGCGGCGGUCGCCGCGUGCGGAAAAUGAAGGAAGCGAGACAGCCGUCGGAGAUCCAGAAACAGCUGAAUCGGCGACGGUUCGGCGUGGCGGCGACGAGCUACGCGGACGAAGCGAUGGGAAUCGAAAACGGAAUGCUGGAGAACGGAGGGAGCUUCGCGAAGCUGAUCGUGAAGAAGACGAAGUUGGUAGCGCAGAAAACGCUGAAACGGCUUGGGCAGGCUGCAAAGGGAGGAUAUGUGUCCGGAUUGGCAUCGAGUUUUAAUAUUGCUGAUGCACAUGGAAUCGAGUUGAUUAGCAAUGUGAAGAAGGAGGAGAGGAAGGAUGGGAAGUAUUUCAGCGCGGUGAGCGGGUUUGCCAGUGUUCAUCCCCAAUCUUUAUUGUGUGUUUGUUAUGUCAAAGGUGUCACAGAAACGAGCGGGAGUGGGUUUCUAUUCUUCCUGUUGAGAGUAUAG
Blastocystis hominis is the source of this 1362-nucleotide messenger RNA. RefSeq lists its product as hypothetical. The coding region runs from base 1 to 1362 and encodes 453 amino acids. Gene Ontology annotation, cellular component: U4/U6 x U5 tri-snRNP complex; U4 snRNP; precatalytic spliceosome. The record is from RefSeq and is a predicted model, not a curated record. Gene Ontology annotation, biological process: spliceosomal tri-snRNP complex assembly; mRNA splicing, via spliceosome. NCBI's taxonomy places the organism in Eukaryota, Bigyra, Opalinata, Blastocystidae. The transcript is spliced from 3 exons.